GGAGGGGCGCGUCCUGCUCGGCGGGGCCGCGGCAGAGCGCUGCGCAGCGGGCAGGUGCGGCGGCUCGGGCUGGAGCCGGAGCCGGCAGGUCCGUGCCUCCCGCGCUGCUCUCACGCCGGCAGCAUGAAGGUCGAGUUUGCCCCCAUCAACAUCCCUCUAAAGAGGAGGAUCCAGACAGUCGCCGUGCUGCAGUGGAUCUUCUCCUUCCUCCUGCUGGCAGAGUUUUGCUGUGGAUUCUUUGUGAUCCUGAUCCUGGGCAACUUCUGGUUCCUUGCUGUUCUGUACCUGCUGUGGCUCUACCUCGACUGGGAUACACCAUGUGCUGGGGGCAGACGGUCCCAGUGGGUCAGAAGCUGGACUGUUUGGAAGUACUUCAGGGAAUACUUCCCCAUUCAUCUUAUAAAAACUUCAGAACUGAACCCAAAUCACAACUACUUACUUGGCUUUCACCCUCAUGGGGUCCUGGUAGCUGGAGCCUUUGGAAACUUUUGCACCGAACCUACUUUCAAAAAUUUAUUUCCUGGGCUUACUCCAUAUCUUCAUAUCAUGCCCAUCUGGUUUGGCUGCCCCUUCUUCAGAGAAUACAUAAUGAGUGCUGGAAUGGUUUCUGCAUCCAAGGAAAGUGUCUCACAUGUGCUGAAUAAUGAAGGMGGUGGCCAUGCAUCCGUCAUUGUGAUUGGAGGAGCAGAGGAAUCUCUGAAUGCACAUCCUGGAAGUCUAACCUUGAACAUCCUCAAGAGGAAAGGCUUUAUUAAAAUGGCCCUGAAGCAUGGGGCUCAUCUGGUCCCGGUGUUUUCCUUUGGUGAAAAUGAACUAUUUAAGCAAGUUGCAAACCCCAAAGGUUCAUGGCUCAGAAAAGUACAGGAAAAAUUGCAAAAGAUAAUGGGCUUUGCUUUACCGCUGUUUCAUGCUAGAGGAGUAUUCCAAUACAGUUUUGGCUUAAUACCUUACAGRCAACCUAUUCAUACUGUUGUGGGAAGCCCCAUCCCUGUAAAACAGAACUUGAACCCCACCACUGAAGAGAUUGAUGAGCUACAUGCCUUGUAUCUACAGAAAUUAAGGAAAUUAUUUGAAGAACACAAAAGCAAUUAUGGCAUCCCUGAGCAUAAAUCUCUCAUCUUCGAGUAGCAAAUUACAAUUUGUAAUUCUGAAUCUCGUGCAAAGGAGCAGUGUCUGCUGAAAGAUGUCUUUCUUGCAAUCCAUAUUUUGCAAUCUUUAAUUAUCCUUAUGUAAGGAAUACUUUUAAGAAGGGAUUAUUAGAUGAUUUAUUGAUUUUUAUCUUAUUCUUGGGCGGUGGGGGUGAGGGAGGGAUCAYUGGGAUGUAAGCCUCGAAGCCAGUCCUGUUUUGAGUUGUCCUUUUAAGUUCAUGUGUGCCAGAAAUGCAAAUGAGAGACUGCACACAGAUGUUCUUACCACCAUGGUACCUACCCAUAGCUUGAGCAUAGGAAAUUGCCCCAGCAUGAGAUCACUAGCAGAAGUAUAAACCCAAAAAGUCUUUGAUUAGAGGCUGAGAGACUUACCAGCAUUUAUCAAACAUGACAUCAGGUUGUUCUCUGAACAUCAGAAACCCCUGCUGCUCUUCCACAGAAAUGAAGGUCUGUGUUUUCAGCAGAUGGCUACUGUGGACUGCUUACAUGUGAAUUCAAGAAUAAAUAGGAGCCUUCARCCCUGAAUAGGAUAUUGGCAAAAAUGGUUUGUCCAAGUCAUGGAGCAGAGCAAACCUUCUGUUUGGACAACAGUGUGUUUUGAGUUUCUGUGUGCAUGUUGUGUGCCAAGUGGUGGGAAGCACUGAAUGAUGUGACUUUUCUGGACAAUCUGUGUUUUGGCUCAUAARUUUGGAAGAUGAAGCAGCUUUGGUAGUUUCAGCCUCAGAAGAGAUGGCAGGAGAAGUGAGGGAAUCAUGUGAACUCUUCAUCCUGUGCAAAAUAAAAAUGAUCAUAUGUCAAGCACUUGCACAGAAGGCAAGGGAGCCAAAUUUUAUCAGUCAAUUCUGAAAUUUCUCCAAGGAAAUUGUACUUGAUAAUGCCUUUUUCUCCCCCACUGACAGAUGUGGGGAAGUAUGUGCAAAGCCGUGCUACAGGGUGACACAGCUGCAAUGCCAAGACAGUGUGAGCACAGCUCUAGGGUGCAGCAGGUUAAGAGGAUGCAUUUUGUAUAAACUGGGUGCCUGGAUUUGAGAAAAGGCUUAUCCUAAAUGUGUAUGCCCACUUCAGAAAAGAAAAGAGAAAAAUCUUAGCCAAACUCCUUUUCAGUGAAAAUACCUAGGUCUUGGAGAUUAUUGUGUGUGGAAAGAAUUGUAGUAUAUUACUGAAUUUUUAUGAGAUAAAUUCUUGUAUUUGUACAUGCUUUCUGUCUGCAUGCAGACUUUGCAGAUCUGAUGUUAGUGAAGAAUUUGUUCUGCUUAAAGCAGAUUUGGUGCCUGAAUAUUAUGCCAGUUAGGUGCUCUGACAGGUCAUGCAUGGGCUUCUCAGGCAGCCUAGGGCAUCUGCAGUUGGCUCAGUUCAGCACUGGGAUGCUCCAGGAAAAGCAGCACUGGACACWGUGUAUUUGUUUGGCUCUCCGAAGAAACACAGCUGGGGCUUUGGGAACAAGGUAGAGCUCUGGAAAUAUUUCUUAGCAAGAUGAAGGUGUUUAAAGAAAAGAGGGUAAAUAUCUUGACUUCUACUCAGUGAACUCUGACUGAACCAAUGCCCCAAAGCCAAAUGAGUAUCUGCCAGCCAGAGAGGAUGUCUGUGCUCCAAAAAGCCCUCCAGCAACAAGGUGGUUUCCUUAAGAGGGUUCUUCCUUCAGUGCCGAUUUGUCAUCCGGAUGUAAACAGCACUGAGCCACUGAGUCCUGCUCUCAUUUUCUCUACAAUGACACAGUCAUUCUGGGGACCAGGGCUGGAAUUUGCAGUGCCUGAAGAAGCCCCUCUUCCCUGACAGGCUGCUGUCAAUGUGCUCACAAUUCACCUCUACCUGAGCUUUCUUGGUGCCAGUGUGCUUGCCCCCCAUUCCCAUGCGUUUGCUGAUCACUGAUGACCAAUGUGGUGUGGGUAUCUUGCUUCCUCACUUUAUGUCUGCCUUUCCCUGUGUUGAGAUCUCUGGUCUCUAUGCAUGGGAAAUAUGGAGUGGUGRCUUAUCAUUCAGCAGAAGUGGGUUUUAGGGAGCAGGGUUUGAGAAGAGGAGGCACUGUGGCUGUGCAUGUGUGACACGAGCUUCAGAUCAGCGUUGUUUCAGCUCUGGGAAGGGUAUGUGACCUAGGGAGGUCAGACAUGGCAGGUUUGAUACCUGGCAGGAGGUCUCAGGGUCCUGAGGAUUGUACAAAGCAAUGAUGAUCCCUGAGCAGUUGCUUUUGCUUAGCCAGCUGUAUGAAAUUUCCUUUGGAUUUGACUCUUUCCUGCUUGCCCUGAUGGAUGGAGCUGAUUAUUCAUGAAAGAAGAAUUUGGAGUCUGUGUCAGACUGUUCUCUCCUAGGUCAUCUGCUCUAAUGAGAUAUUUCCUCUCAUUCGCAGUCUGUUCCUUUCCCAUUACCUUAAUGAUACAGAAGAUCAGGCUGUAAAUUUAAAAAUGYUAGUGUUGUGUUGAGGAUGGGAAGUAAUAAUGGUCUUUUGUUGAUCAAAUUAACCCAAACUUUUAGGAAAUAUGUGGAUAUUGAUUUUGGCACAAUAUCUGUCAAAAGAGUACCCUACAAACAGGCUUUCCUCUGAAUCUCACAAGAAAAUUAUCUGUGGGCUCUGUACCAUCCGUAACUGACUCAGAUAGAACAAGUAGGGAUUGUGUUACUAUGGCUACUAAUAUUGUCAUUGCUUUGUAACAAUGGAGAUGGUAAAAAAACAAAAAACCCAACAAAAUCUMCAAACAACUCAAAUAUUUAUURUUGYAC
Malurus melanocephalus (red-backed fairy wren) is the source of this 3863-nucleotide messenger RNA. RefSeq names its product monoacylglycerol O-acyltransferase 1 (gene MOGAT1). Gene Ontology annotation, cellular component: endoplasmic reticulum membrane. Bases 124 to 1128 code for a protein of 334 amino acids. Gene Ontology annotation, molecular function: diacylglycerol O-acyltransferase activity. The record is from RefSeq and is a predicted model, not a curated record. The transcript has 6 exons. NCBI's taxonomy places the organism in Eukaryota, Metazoa, Chordata, Aves, Passeriformes, Maluridae. Gene Ontology annotation, biological process: diacylglycerol biosynthetic process; triglyceride biosynthetic process.